Emiliania huxleyi CCMP1516 is the source of this 2247-nucleotide messenger RNA. RefSeq lists its product as hypothetical. The record is from RefSeq and is a predicted model, not a curated record. The coding region runs from base 1 to 2247 and encodes 748 amino acids. Lineage: Eukaryota; Haptophyta; Isochrysidales; Noelaerhabdaceae. Gene Ontology annotation, molecular function: ATP binding; protein kinase activity. Gene Ontology annotation, biological process: protein phosphorylation. The transcript is spliced from 7 exons.
AUGUCUGAUAUCGAGUACACGCACUGGCUGCAGAUCGAGCGUGGUGCCACCUGCAUGGUUGUCGGCUCCGCUGGCCGCACUCCGACCUUCGUUGAUACACUUCACAAAGCGCGGAAGCGGGUCGACUCGUGCAGGCCGGGACCGGCGCAGGUGGACGCGGUCGCGGGAGCACGCGCGACGUGCGACGGCAUGCUGGAGAGGGUGAAGGCGGCGCUCGAGCGCAUCUUUUUAGAUGCGGAUGCAAGCGGCGCCAAGGCUGCAGACGCCAACGCGCGGCUGCAGGCGGUGGCGAGCGAGAGCGUCGCCAACUUUGCCGCAAUCUUCCUCGAGUACAACGCGCUGUGCGAGCGCUCGAUACUGAAGCCGAUCGAGACGGCGAGCGCUCGUGCGCCGUCUACGGAACUGUCCCGGGACUUUGCACUGCUCAAGAACACGUACGGCGUGGAGCGUGCCUUCCUCUGCGGCGCGCUCGCCCUGCCCACGGAGGCGCUGUCCGCCAUGCCUCCGCACGCCUCGUCUGCGCUGGUCGUCAACCUGCAGCGGCAGCGCGCCCUCAUCGAGCGGAUCCAGACCCUCUCUCCGCCGCGCGCGCUCGAGCUCAUCGGCGCCGCGUUUGAGCUGACGCCGCCCGAGCUGAGGGACGUCCACAACGAGCUCCAGCGGAGCCUCGACGUCGCCGCCCUGAAGAGCGGCGGCUUGCGCGCGGCGCGGUGGUUCGAGCUCAUGACGGCGCACAUUGACAAGCUCGAGCCGCCGGCCGGAACGGAGAGCGAUACAGAAGAAGGCAGCUGCGCCUGCGACGAGUUGCGCCGCCUCUCGGGCGACCAGAUCAAGGAGAUGCUGCUGAGGCGCGUCGCGGCGGCCGCCGCGCCGCCCCCCGGCCUUUCGGCGAGCCAGGCGGCGGCUGGGCCCCCGGCGGGCAGCGCUGCGGCGUCGAUCGAUGCGGCAGAGGAUGCGGAGAGGCAGGCGGAGAGGAGCCGCUUCGCCAGGGCAGCGGCGGUGGUGACGCGCGGCAGCGGCGGCAGCAGCGGCGGCGGCAGCAGCGGCAGCGGUGGCGGCGGCGGCGGUGGCGGCGGCGGCGGUGGCGGCGGCGGUGGCGGCGGCGGCGGCGGCGGUGGCGGCGGUGGCGGUGGCGGCGGGAGCAGCAGCGGCGGCGGCGGCGGUGGUGGCGGCGGCGGCGGGGUGCACCGGAUUGCGCUGCCUUCGCUUGCCUUCCGCAACCGGCUGGGGCGGGGUCAGAGCGGCUCCACCUACCUGGCGGAGUGGGGCGGCCGCAGGGUGGCGGUCAAGGUUGCGUGUGGGCGCGAGGAUGCGCACACGAGUUGGCAGGUGGAGGUCGGCAUGCUGCUGCGCGCGUCCCAGCCGGGCCACCCGAACGUGGAGCAGCUGACCUAUUGCGUCGUGCUCGAGUACUGCGACGGCGGCGACCUGCACCAGGCGCUACAGCGGCCCACGCCGCCCGGCUUCUUCCUCCGCGUCGCCGGUGGCGUGGCGACUGGGCUCGCCUUCCUGCACGGCCGCGGGAUCAUGCACCGCGACCUCAAGUCGCCGAACGUGUUGCUGCACGGCGAGCGCGGCGUCAAGAUUGCCGACUUCGGCCUCGCCGCCCUCCGAGGCGAUUGCAGCGGCAGCAGCAGCCGGAGCAGCAGCGUCGGCGGCAGCGGCAGCCGCGUUGUGAUGCGCGAGGCGUACUCGGAGAGCGCCGACGUGUUUAGCCUCGCCAUGAUCCUCUUCGAGCUCAUCACGCACACCGUCCCCUUCUCCGACCGCUCGGCGCUGCAGGCUGCCGUCUCGAUCGGGCUGCAGCGGCUGCGGCCGGCGAUGCCGGACGGCACUCCCGACGCGGCGCGAGAUCACCGAGAUCAUCCGAGACCCCCCGAGACCCCCCGAGAUUGGAUGCCGGGCGGCACUCCCGACGCGGCGCGAGGGAGCGGGCCUGCGCGCGUCUCCCCCUCGAGACGCGCCCCCCGGGUGGCGUGCUGGGCGGAUGACGGCCGCGCGCGCCCGAGGGCGUCGCACGUCGCGGAGCACGUCGGCUCCAUCGAGCUCGCGCUGACUCCGGCGCAGCGCCAGUGGCUCGACUGCCCGGCCGGCCACCGGCUACCGGAAGGCGCGCCGGCCGUCCUCUGCCGCCCCGGCGCGGCGCUGCUCCGCAGACAGCCGGCGCCGGCGGGAGCCGGCGGGGCGGGCGGCGGGCGGGAGGGCAGGGAGCUCGGCGCGGUGUCCGAGUCGCCAGAGCUGCGGUGA